AUGGACACUGCAAGAGCCAUGUUGACUGGCUCUGGGGAACGUGGCAGCAUCAAGUCCGAGAUCUUCGGACCGAGCGAUUCUUCUGAAGAAUCCUCGUCUCACGCAGGUUCGGCCGACGAUAGGCCGCGUGGUGAUGGUGGUGAUGCCCCUAAGCAUCACCACGAGACAAGCAAAUCGAGAGAUCGAGCUGCCACUGGUGUCAGUGCUCAUGCUGACACCAAUCAAAAGGACAGGGACCGAAAUUUCCUGCGCCAUGCUCCUCAAGAGAAGUCUCCUUGGAUGCCGUCAUCCAAAGAGUUAGAUCGAGUGGCCGGUAUGAGCACCAAACGGGAUCAAAUUCCGUUGUUCGACUGUAAGAGGAUCUGUCCUCCUAAUUCUAGCACGGAAACUAUCCGUGCUGAGACAGAGUUCUACGCCGAUGCGUUUUUCAAACAUCGGUAG
Peronospora matthiolae is the source of this 441-nucleotide messenger RNA. The record is from the annotation of a GenBank genome assembly. Lineage: Eukaryota; Oomycota; Peronosporomycetes; Peronosporales; Peronosporaceae.